Messenger RNA from Spirometra erinaceieuropaei, 10742 nucleotides. The record is from the annotation of a GenBank genome assembly. Lineage: Eukaryota; Metazoa; Platyhelminthes; Cestoda; Diphyllobothriidea; Diphyllobothriidae.
AUGAUUUACGAAACAGCAAUUUCCACUCCAAAGGAUAAAUCAAUGCUUGAACUUAUGAAAUCCGUACAAUCUGGGAAUGUCGAAAAAAGAACAAACACGUACUUUUUUGCCGAUGUCGAAACCACCAUUCACACAAACGCUGGGGAGAAAGCAGAACUACCUUGCCUAGUUUAUGGUAUUGAUCUCUCUUCGACGGUGGUAAGUAGGUAGCAUAUUAAUUUAUGUUGAAUUCUUUCUAAAUGUGCAAGAUGGAGAGGACGCUCUCGGUGAUCUAGUCUCUAGUGCGGAAUUUGGUAGAAAGGAUAGAUAAGUCUUUUUAGGAGUACUAUGGCUGAAGUUAAUAUAAAUACGUAGUUUGCAAGAAACAUAUAUUUAUGUAUAAAAGUUUGUUGGUUUUCGUUAAAAAGCUGGAUUGACAGACGCCUUUAGUCAUUUAAAGUGAAAUGCGGAGCAUCCAAUAAAUACAGCCCGUUGUAUAAGAACAAUGAGAGUUUUUCAUUAUCAUACAGGUAGAUUUGAAAACGCUGUUUUCAUAAAACUUGAUCAAGAUCAUAUGGGAGCCUAAGAAAGGCACUACAGUUUACAAGAUCUGUGAUAGCAACAGGGCAACAAAUAAUUUAUAUCUCAAAAAAAUUUUUAUAAGCUUUCCCUAAAAUAGUCAUAAUUGCAGCAUAUUUCAAAAUAUUGCCACAUUUCCAUACAUGGAUAUUGCUGGCAAACAUCAGCUUACAAUUACAACAUUACAGCAUUAGUCAAAAUAUUACAAAUUUAAAGGCAAGGACAGAAAACGGUUUGUGUCUUCUUAUUCGGACAUGCAAAGACACUGGAAAUCCUUCGGAUAAGAAGUGACACGCCCGGUUGUAUUCUGUAAAAUAUGUAAUGGAUUGACCGCAAUGAAUAAUGCCAAAUUCGAAAAAUAAAAAUUAUUCAUGGUUUUUUUCGUAAACAAAUUUUUUUUUCACGAAAACUCGCGCGUAGUACCGAAGAAAAUUAUUAAUUCAAAACAAAACAAGACAGAAAAGUCUAAUUUUUAUCUAAACUAUCAGUUGCCAUUUCAGCUCAAGGAAGGCCAUAUGUGCACAUUCUAUAUUAUUGCUACUUCAGGCCAGAAUGCACAUUCAACACGCUUAUGGGUUUCUAGAAGAAUAUUGGUUAUUCCCAAAUAACUGAUACAUACUGGGGUACUACUUAGUGUGUAGGCUCUUUUGCUGUAUCAAAUGAGUAAAAUACGACUGAUGUUCGAUAAUAAGUUCAAGAAAGUGUAAGGUGACGUACAGAUAUGAAAGAAAUACAGAUGGUAGUUGGAUUAUCCUACUUGAUAUAAGUUGGACUGUGUUAUCGCUGUAUAUGUGAUUACAGACACUACCGGAUGAAUACUGUCAAUCAUUUAAACGUUUACUUAACACUGCCUACAAACUCGUGGCAUAUGCUUACAAAGGCGUGUAUAAUUAAUUAUCUUACUGGAAUGACGAAAGAAUGAACAGAACAAGUGAUGUCCGCCAAAUUUGCGGUUUGAACUAGGGAUGGUUGUGAUAAAACAGUCCGCAAUGUCCAAAUCUCGCGCUAUUAUGUCCUACGUUUAAUAAAAGUAUGUGUUGUUUAAUAUUACAAGUAUACAUACAGGUAGGUGCACAAAGUAUUUUGAGUGGUUUAAAUAUUUUCAAAUUAAAUUGUUCUUCAAGAAAGCCCAGACCUACGGCCUAAUUUUCUACAUUUGGUCGCAAUUUAAAACCGACUAAUCUGUGCGGGCAAAUUACUAGAAAUGGAAUACACUUCAAUUUGCUUCCGUGAAUUAAUAGCCACUUUUCAUAUUCCACACCGACAGAUUUACGUUUUACUUUCAAAGAUCAAUUUUCAACGCCACAUUCAUGCAGUACCUCAAAGAGGUUUUCUGCAACUAUAAAACUAACUUCAGGAACAGUCUGAUCAAGAGUUCGAUUCCAAAUUUUUAAGUGCGGUUUUUAAAGAGAAAAGAGCCGGCGACUGCAAUUCGGUCUAAUUAAAGCAAAAGCAAGGUUGAUUUAAUUGUUUCUACCAUAUUAACACGAACCUUGUGAUUUUGAACUUAAAGGCUUUUGUCUAUAAACGUUCUAGAAUAUAAUCACAAACUUUACUGUAACACAGUCGUUGGUCUUUCUUUACCAUUUCUUAUUCGUGUGUAUUUUUAAUAUUCAGCAGUCAAAUUCUAUAUUGCAAUCUGAGAUUACAAACUAACACCUCCAAAAAAUUUAAGCAUUAAAAUUAUAAAGCAUCGAUAAGUAUUUGGAUUCGGACGUCCAGUAAAAGCUGGCACAACCCUAGCUGUACUGCUGUUAAUAUUUUCCAGAUUUCAUGGUGGAAAGCCGGCGAUUUUCAAGAAAUCUCUUUGGGCCUUGAAGCACGAAAACACCGCUUCUUUCUGCCAAGACGAUUUUACGAAGAUUGGACCCUCGUAAUUGAAAACACUGAGAAAAAGGACACUGGAUUUUAUGCAUGUCAGAUCAAUUCCGACAAACUUUUGGAAAAGAUAUUUUAUUUGAACGUUACAGGUAAGGUCAAUAAACGUUUGGUAGUUUGCUUUGUUAAAUGUUCCUGUUAAAGUAAACAUCUGAUUAUGGUUGGUUAAAAUCAAAUAGCUCACUCUCAGUUUAAAGAUAGUGUGUAAUUUGCGUUAAAAGCACUUACAUCUGAAUAUUCACAUAAACCAUUAAAUUUCUUUAAACAAGUUUGUUGUAUUCUAAUGCAAUUUUAACAAACGUUAGUCAGCGCAGUGCAUCUGAUUUAUUACUAUUAGCAGUUUUAUCGUUUUUUACACUUGAGUUUUUUAUAACAGCAUGACAAAUCGGUUACUAGUGUCCCGAUAACUAGUUUAAAAUGAGGUAGUUCUAAAACACAGGACUAUUUCAAGUUAAUUUCUUAAUUUACUAAAAUAGUUUGAAACAUGCUCAGAGCAACUACGCGUUUGGAUUACAAGGUUAAUAGUCACAGAUGUGAAUCUGUAGUCUUUAAUAAUAAGGAGACAUAAGUGGGGCGGCCAUGCAAAUUUACGGUUUUCGCUGACCAACAUAAAUAUUGUCUUUGCUAUAAUUGUAAAAUUUGUAAGUUAGAAUUUGCACGCAGUUAUUGAUAUUUUUACUUUGACAACCCUGACAUAUCGUUACUUGCUUGCAUUAAGUCGCAAGAUGAACGCUUGUAAAAACACAGCAAUUACGUGCUCGCGUCUAGAUGAUAUUUAACGUACCGCCAAAUGUUAUCAAAAUACUUCAGUCGUGGUUUUUAGCAUAUAAAUAACGACACAGUAAGUGGUGCUUUAGAAGUAAUAAGAAUUAGACUAGCACAUAAGCUAACCCAUAGACGUUGUUAUUCGAAAAAUAAGCUGUAAUUAUAUUGGUCAAGGGUUCCCAAAACACUUGAAUACCACUGCUCUUUAGCAGAUGCUUACAAAAUCCGCAUAGAUUCGUGAAGCAUUUUAGAGUGUUGUCUCGUAAAAGAAUAUUUGGACCCCAUUGCGCACAUGCAUAAUCCAGCAAAGACAAAAAUAUAGUAGUAUUCGCAACGUUAACAUAUUUGUCAGUAAAACGCUGUUAUCAUGCAUAAAAAAGAAUUUGUUUAUAGUGAUCCAUGCGGUUUUACUGCCUAGUAGAUAGCAAAAGCUGAGUUAAUUUCAUAUGUUAACAUUAUUCGUCUUCGUUUUUCUGUUGUCAUGUUUUUCUACCUAUUUUCCUAUCAAAAACAAAUUACCUUUGUAUAUAUCCUCUUAUACAUAGAGCCAUACUGCGCGUAGAUGGCAAUCGCGUUCGAGGGCAAAUAUUUCCUUUUAAUUUGCUUUAGUUUUCAUGUUUUUUUACCUUAGAUCAGAAUAAGUUAGGUAGCUGAGCGUUUUUGAAGUUCGGAUACAUCAUUUAUUAAAGGUCCCAAUAGAUUAUGCACAAACAAAGCUCAUGCGUUAAGAUAACAAAUUACUGAUGUUUAGUCAGCUUGAUGACCUUUUGUAUUUUCGACGAACAAAAUCCUGUCGAAUGCAUGAACAUUUUUUGCAAUUAGUAAAAAUCGGUCUUCCUUCUAAUCUUUUCGCAAUUCCGUCGCAUUUGCGGAAAAGGUCGUCGACGCACAAAAUGCGGAUGGUAAAUUUAGCUGUUUAAUGCUUAGGUGAGGUAAAACACGGUCCCAAAUUAUACAGUAGCUUGUAUUGAAGACACUUAAAUUCAAAUCAUAUUUUUGUUAUCCAGGGAAUAAACGCUUGGAACUGCAGUUUCACGAGAGGCUUCCCGACGUUUAUCAAUUGACAAGCCCCAUCAUUUGCAUAUAAAUACAGACAAACACACAUCUAACCUAUACAGGAUGGUGCUUGAAAGACAUAGCAAUCGAACAUAUUCGUCUGGAUCAGCACAAAAGUUGUCUAUUCUGGUUAGACAGCUAAAACUUACAAAGCGCACAAUAGUUUGAAACAAAAUUUGUUUAAACAUGCAAUUAGCCAGUAUAUUAUGCACUGCCGGUUUUUGUACUUCAGAGCAUUGUUUUUAGUAUAAAAGGAGAAGCCUGGCCGAUAAAAGAGACUAUUUGUCCAGUAUUCUGUGUUUUGGAAGUUGAGCAGGAGUCCAGAAUAAGCAAUUACUUGUUAGGAUAAUGUGGUAGGCAGAAUGAGUAGAAUGGUCAUUUUUCCAAUUUGGAAUGUGCAAUUCACUGACACAAAUUAGCCGUCGCGGAUGAAUACCAGAGUUGUGAUCAUGCAUUCGCUUAUGGCAGUUUUGCCGCCAUGGCAGGGCUAAACGCAUAAUGGUGUUUUCUGUUAAAUAAAGUGUGCAUUUUGUUCUGUUAAUCUUUGCAAAUCAUGUAAACUGUAAUGCAAUAAUGAGUGCGUUGCAGACUUUCAGACUUUAGAUACUGAAAUAUGGUGUGGGGAACAUUGCACUCGUCCAUAACAAUGACUUCACUUAAAUUUUGGAAAAAUGAUAAAGUGAAACAGUUAUAUGUCCUCGGUAUUCAAAACGAGGUCAGUUAAUGCAUACAGAGGUUCAAAUCUCAGUUAGUGCUGUAUACCUCAAAUAUUUCUGCUUAUGAUUUUGCAAGAGCCAUUGCGAAAGCAAGCACUUCAUCCCUAUUAUUAUUGCAGGGAAUGUCCAAGAGACAACAGCGGACUCAGAAUUCCUAAAAGAUGAAGAACUGCCAAAAUCUAUUAUAAAAGGUAAAUUGUCUACUUUUUUACCAAACGUGUUAAAUUUUUUGGAAAUACAGACUAAUGCAGUGCAUUUAGACUAGAACACUGGGAUAUUUUGAUCGAUUAAUAAAUUUUUUCCCUUAUGCAAAUAUUUUCAAUUCGGCAAACAUUCUACAUGCCAAUUCAUUUUCCACAGAAUUGUCUACGGUCCAGGCAGGGUAAAUGAAAGAUAAUUUCUAUAAUUAUGCUCAAAUAAGGUAAAAUAAAUUAAAUACCUAACUUAAAAUAAAAACGCAAAGAGCCAUCAAAAAUGAAGUCCUACGAAACGUCAAACUCAUGGGUAUUCUUAUAAAAUUACAAAGAGUAGAAAAUUUUAAUUGUUUACAAUUAGACUUUUUUAGCAAGACCGUUGACUGAGUAUUAAAUUGAAGUUGUAGCCUAUCGAUUGGCACACGUCAGAAUAACUUCAAUUAGAAAUUCUAGUUUUAAGAAAAUACUGCCCAGAUUUUAUUCUAUCAUUUUGAUGCAUUUUUGCACUGCAUUGCGUGAAAAUGUAGAACAUGACAAGAUCAAACCUUUUGACAAUUAUUGCGUAUACUGCACCAGAACUACAAAAUAUGUCAACUUCACUGUAAAAUCCAAAUUAUUUAUUGCAAAUUUUAAAGGUCAACGACCAAUUAAACAUUUAAAUUAAAUGCCGUUAGACACCAAUGUAGUGCAUUGCUUAAUCGAACUUUCGGCGCUUUUUCAAAUUGGAUUGUUAUCUAGAUUAAUUUAAAAAAAGCUGGAUUACCGAAUAAUCUUGUAGGAAUACUAACAGUGAGUAGGGGAUAAUGGUAAUAUUUAAUCGUGAUUUAUAAGUGCAAAUGUCAGUAAAUUUUUAUUUGUAUGUAAAAGAGGGCACAAAAACGCAGCGUGUUCGGAUGAAUUAUAUUUUGUUUGAAAUGUACUGGUUUGUUAUUAAAAUAAAAACAAACAGUUUUGUUUUCUAAUCAUACCGUGCGACGCAUAUUUGCCAAAAGGAAUGCUCUAAACUAGGACAUUAUCUUAUAAAAAAAUUUACAUAUUCCGUAACAUAAGAGAAGUCUUGUAGCAAAGAAAACCAUUCAGAUAUGUUGGAAUUCAACAGUUUCUUGCUUAGAUGUGAUUUACUAGGAUGACUUUGCUUAUUACCAACCAUUUUUUCGCCUUGUGUGUGUCAAUAAACUCCGCAUUAUUCUCUAUGUUAAUAAACGCCAAUAUGAUGUUCUUCCUGCACUUAUAAACCUGUAACUUGACUAAUCAAUUGGCAGAUUUUUCUAUUAAAUCACAGCUUACAUUAAAAUACGUUAAUUACAUGUCUGAGGUUUUCAUAAAAAUAAUGAAAAUAACAACAUGGUUUUAGUGGUUCUAAUAUGGACACAAAAAUCAUCUCAAGCGACCUCCAUUAAUCUCUACUGUGGAUGUUUAGCGGCUAGACGACCCGGACCUACAAGUUAAUUAAGCACGUGAUUAUUUCUCAUAAUGCAUUACCGUAACGCAACAUAGGGUUAAAACAUAUUACAGGUUAUUGGCAAGAUACACAAAAUAAAUCUCCAUCCCUUAGUCUUUAUAAUUGUAUUCUUAAUCAAAAGUGCGCCAAAGGGCUUAAUUGCACCCCGGAAUUGUUGUCCUACAGAAAAAGAAAAAGUUACUGGUUGGCAGGAACUGCGAUUUGACUUAUGCUGACUUGUGACAUAAGGUCACUGCCUUUGGUUUGUGUGAAAUUAGUUAAUCUAUUUUCUUCGUGGAUUUGCUUCAUUCCUUUAAAAAUUGAGAGAAAACGUUCAAUUGAUGUAUAACUAAGCAUUAAUGUUACUGUACUGGAGAAAAGAUAAAACCAUCAAUAUCCAAAAGAGGGGAUAAGUAAGGGUUAGAAUUAACUUUGGACCGCAAAUAUGUCACUAAGUUGAAAGAGCCCUGGUCAUGUACGGCAAUUUAAUAAAAAGUGUCAUUUUACGUGUUCAACAAAUGCAAAAAAGAAUCUUAUGGGCACUCGUAACAUUCUUUUUAGAGAAAACCACAGCUAAAACUGCAGUGAUAAUUGACUGGAAUAGUCUGCGCAAUUAGUAUGAGGUAUAGGAUACACAGCAGAGUUUAAGACCUGCGACGAUCAUUCUAUUGAGGUAUAUGCAACCACCAACAGCACCAUAACAUGUUUUCCGCUUGUGAGCAUCUGUAAAUAAACAGAUCAAAUUUACACGAAACUAUUUUUCAGGAUUGUCAAGAUUCUCGUGGUGGUAUUCAGAAGAUAACUUGGCCAAAAUUUCUCCUUCUCGAUAAAUUCGCGCUAGGUCACUACCUAUGCAAUAAAUGUGCUAACUCACGAGGUGUUGAACUAAAUUAUAAAUGCAUUUUUGUCUCGAAAAGAUUCUUUAUAAAUUCAAAUAUAUUCCGUAGAAAACACAUAUAGCAAUAUCUAUUUGUUGGUUAAAUUUUUAAAAAAAUGGAUUUUAUUCAAAUUAAGUGUUUUAAAGGAAGCUAUAGUUAAUUUUGAGAACCGUUCUAAUUAUGGUAUUUUUAAGACUGUGAACUGCAUAUUUAUGACGCAUCCUGUCUCCACACUUACUACUUUUGUAUGAAAAAUCUACAAUAUGGCUUAAAUCCACCUAUAAAUUUUAUAAACCCCGAAUAGUUUCCUCUAAAUAACGUAUAGAAAUUUACGAUUUUCCUUUCACGGAAAAUAUGGACUUUGUAGUUUGGUAACCCCGAGUGCAGGUAUGAAAUAUGUCAGCUUUUAAAUAUUUCGAGUGUUAAGGGUUUUAAAGACAAAUUAUCCCCUUUUUAAAAGCAUAGGAUUGGAAGAAUAGCAAAAUAAUGGAUGGCAUGACAAGGUUACUGAAAUAUCUUAGGAUUAUGCUGCAUGAUAACUAAUAUUACAAUUUCACUUAAGUAACUUCUCGACGGAUAAGUGCAUUUCAGAAGUUCGUUUAACAUUUAAUGAGUAGUAUAUCUACUAUACAUAGGAACGGUGUAGAAAUAAAAGAUGUCAGCGACUAGAGAGAGAGAUAAAAGUUUAUCUUAAAACACGGAGACCGAUCUCGUGCUCGCAAAAGAACCAUUUUCAGGCUCCUCAACUACCGUGGUCAAAGGUAGUGUACUCGGCAACUCUUCAUGCCCUUCCCCUCUCACUUCGUCAUUGGAAUUGGCCGUUAUUAUGUCCGUCCCCUCUUAUAUUCUCACACUUGGCUUUUGUCUUAAGACAGCCAGUCCUUUUUAUUCUACCCAGUUCCAAUUAAAAUGUGCUGGCCUGACGAGAAAUAAUCGAAGACAAGCAUAUACUUGCAAACUGAGCUCCUGAAAACCAUGUUUAAUAAUAUCCCGUAAGCCUGCACUGGUACUUGGCUGAGCAAAACUAAUAACACAUUUGCGUGCGGCCACUCAGCUGGAUGUAGAACAAUUGGUAAGGCAAUCCGAUUGGUAUUAAAUUUCUGAUUUUUGAGGCGUUAAAGAAAACUCAUGGAUUUAAAAUAACGCAUAAGAUACGAAGGCACAUGUAUUAGUGGUAGGGGGCGCUCACCGAUCGUUCACACGGAACUCACUCGUUCCGUUGUGCCUUAAGGGCUCUCUCUCGAGCCCAACCAGCAGCCGCACAGCGACGCAUGAUAUAUAGGCAGAAUGGUAUUACCGACAAAGAUAAGGGAGACUGGACUGACCAUUUCUGGCUUAUUAGCCGUCAUCAGCCAGCCAUAACCAAGCCCGAAGUGUGGAACACCCGAGCCUCGAACUCGCGACCUGUUGGUUUAGAAGUCCACGCCUCAACCCACCGGGCCACGAGCCCGUAUUAGUAAGUCAACAUAUCCGUUCCUUCAAUAUAUUAUAAUUUGUCAAGUUCCCGGCGACUCAGUCUGCGGAAAAAGGUAUUAGGCCUAUUAGGGCAUAUUUCAAAGCAUCGAUUUUUCACGCAGAAAGUUUUCUGGUAUCGAGGCACAACUAAAGUACUGAACGGUUAGACACUUACAGUGAAUUAUUGAUGACUUUCCACGGCCACGAAAAAUGUAUUAGGAAACUGCAAGUCAAAUCUAACUGAAAACGUUACGUGUGUUUAUAACAUCCUACUGGGGUCCGCCUGAAUUCGGUCCAAUGCACUUUGAGAAGAAAAUCCUAGGCGAGCUGAUCGAUUACUCGCACACACGGGCCGAUCAAGCUCGAGAGGUGCAGCCAAUGAGAAGGCACCAUGAUCAUGCUGACAGCGCGCUAGAGCAAACGCGCGUGGCCCCGACUGUAUUACUGGCCCUUGUUCUUGGAAACGUAGACAUUCCCGACAAAAAACAAUUUAGCUGCCAGCGAUAUCGAACAAUACUUGCGCACCAAAUAAGACUUGAAAAUGAAUUUCGUGCAAUAGAUCACUUGCAGACCACAACGUUUAGCGUUUACCAGUCGGGUGAAAUGUGAAAAAAUCUGAAGGGUUUAUUUACGUACUUCUCGCAGCAGGAGGCCAGUAAGUUUAACUGAUACCGGAUGACGCCACAGAUAAUUUUCAAGAUUACUCAGAGAGGAAAAUUUGAGUUCAUAUUGCCUUAACGCAGCGUACCAAUAAACAAAAACUCGGCGUUACCGCUGUUACUCACCACCUCUACACUGUACUGCCUCACUUCUUUUUUAAUGGCACAUUUUAUAGUAAUCACUAACAGAUUAAGCGGAUGUUUGGAACUUUUUGAAGACCUUGUAUUGCACAGUUAAUAGACUGGUCGAUACGCUGGCAACAGCAAUUGUGAGAGGCUUUUGUUGAUGAUAUGUGCAUUGAAUAAAUUCUUUUUGAUCUUGGGAAGGCCAAAUGAAACGCUUUAGUUUGUUUGGAAAGGUUUCCGAAAUGAUAGUGGAACGUUGUUGUUUGGAUAAAGAUUUCAAGUGUGUUACGUUCAAAACAUGACUCAAGCAUGAGAACUAUGGCAAAGCGGUCGCUUUAAAUAAGGCAUGAUAUUCUGCAAUCUAAACUUAGGCAAUAAUUGCGCUGCGCACAGUAUUUUGCCCAAAUAAUAGCCGCGCUGUUGAAACGAAAAAUGAAUUCAUUCGUGCUAACAACCGGUCAAGCCUAGCAAGUUUUAGACUUUUCUUGUGUUUUCAAAGGUAAAAGACUGUGAAGGCCAUCUAACAGAAAAAACUGUUCCACUUGCACUUAGCGUUAUCCGCAAGCUAAAUAAAUGUUGAAAUAAAGUCAUAUGUUAAAAUUCACAUCGUACAAUUUAAUUUUAAUAUACACAUUCCGUACAAUCUGGCCCAGAUGGGGCAGACUAUGGUCGAUUAAAAUACUUCCAGCAGUGUUUUCAUUGUUGGAUAUUGAAAAAGUUAACUUUAAAAAACGUAAGGCUAGACGGUUCCUGACAGAACAUAAAAACCACUCCGCCUUCCCUCCUUACAUAAUCAAAUCUUUAAUGACAUAUUGCACGGUUCUUGUCCACUUGUUUCAUUUAAUCUGUUUUCAGACGCGGAAGUUAUACCUCAGAAGGCAGUGGAACCGGUUACUUUAGCAGGAACACCAACCACGAAAAUCGCUUACGGCCAAACCAGCAAAGCAAUUUCCCACACCUUUGGGUGCAUUUUGUCUUUCAGUGGGAUGUUUUUGAAACUGUGCAUUACAAGUUAA